AAUAUUUCGACUCUGGGAUUUUAAUUGACAUGUAUAACCAAACAGGUAUUUUAGGUUCUAUUAAAGAAAAAACUGUUACUGAACCAGCAAUACCACCCUCCUCUUCUAAUAUCAAUCAAACCCCAGAAAAAAAUAACAUCGGUUUUCCUAAACCUAUUCAUAGAAGUUUAUUCAAGCAAAGAUUGCAUAAUAAGAAUAAGAAUACUGUAAAGGAAACUCUAAAUUCUACUACUACUAAUGUAGACUUCACGUCAAAUAAAAAAAAUAAUGAUACAAAAUUAUUUGAAAAAGAUUAUUUUGAAAUUGACAAUGAAAACAAUAAAACAAUUGCUAAUAUGUCUGAAGAUGAGAUUUUAGAAACAAUUGAAAUGUUAAAAAAAACAUUGAGACCAGGAUUUAUUGAAAAGAUUACAAAUAAAAAGCCUUUAGUGGAACGAAUACCAUUAGAAGAAAAUUAUCAACAUCAAAAUCAACAUAAUGACAAUAAUAAUAAGGAUGAAAAUUAUGAGAAAUCAUAUCAAUUGGAUCUUGCUGUGACUGAAGAUCUUAAAAAAAGAGAAAAACAUGUCCAUUUUGCAGAAUCAAUUGAGAAUAUCAAAGAAAGUAAAUCUAGUGUCUUGAUUAAGCAGGAAGACAUUGGUGAUGAUGAUUCAACACCAAUUAAAAUGAAAGAAAAAUUUUUCUCAGAUGUAUCAUUUGAAUCUGAAAAAUUAGAAUGGAUGGGUGUCAAGUUUAAUAAUAUAAAUAAGAGUGAUGACGUUAAACAAUCAUCAUCAUCAUCUACCAAUUUAAAAACUAACAAUCCAAGAGGAGGAGGGACUGCACCAUACAUUCCUACAAAAAAUGAUCCACAUGCUGCAUUCUUCAGAUUUGAUUUUUCUGGAAAUAUAAUAGAAAAAAAUAUUGAAGUUCCAACUUACAUGGGACUUCAUCACCAUGGAGAUGAGCCUGAUAGAGCUGGAUACACUAUAUCUGAAUUACUUCAUUUGACAAGAAGUGUUGUACCAAGUCAAAAGAUUAUUCCUUUGAAUAUCAUUGGUAGGAUAAUGAGAAAUGUAAGAAAGGGCCUUUAUGGUUUUGAAAAUAGCAAAGGAAUAGCUGACUGGGUGAUCAAAAUGAAAAUGCCUGUUUAUUUGAGGGUUGCAUUAGAUGACAAAGCAGAGGCUGUUAUAGUAGCUGCCAUUGACGCAAUAUCUGCUUGGGUUAUUGGGUCUAUAAAAGAUCAUUAUGAAGAGGAGGAAAAUUUAUGGUAUUGUUUUGGUAAUUUGUAUCGGGGAUAUGAAUCAUGCUCAUUUUUGGAGAAUAAGAUAACUCAAACAUCUAAAGAGUUUGGAUAUGAGAUAACUUUACAACAAGAUGAUGAUGAUGAAUUAAAUAAUAAUGGUUCUGAUGGUAACAAUAUGUUUGAUAAUCAUGUUAACCUUGCAAAAAAAGAUCUUGUUUCAGGAUUAAUAUCUAUGAACAUUUUACAACGAUUAAAAUAUCUUUUAGAUGUUUUCAAUUUACCACAAAUCACAAAUGAUCAAAUUUUACUUAUGCUUGUUUGUUUUGCUCGACAUUCUAGAAUAACAGCAAAUGCUAUUUAUAAAAGUCCUGAAUUAGUGGAUGUCAUUCACAGGAAAUUCAUAUGCUUAUCUUGGCCUGUUGUUGUGAAUGAUGAUGACUUACCUUCAUCAGAUCAUAAAAAUCUUCCAAAUUUAUCAGCAUUCAAGCUUUUACGUGCCUUAUGUGUAUCUUCAAUUGAAAUAAGUCGUAAUAUUAAAGAAAAAUAUGUUGGAACAUUGUUAAGAUAUAUGCUUAUUGACCCAUCAACUUUGUCAAAUCAAUUUGAGAUAAUAAUUGGAUACGAUAUUUUCUAUGAAGUUCUUUGUAUUUAUCAUACUUUGGUUGCAUAUGGACUUUAUCACGAAAUUUUUUCACAAUUGUAUACAGUAUUUAGUGGUCAUUUAAUGAAAGAAUUUAAUAUUGCAACUGCAUUCUUUAGGUUAUUAGAAGUAUGGAUGAGGAACCAUGGACAACACCACUAUCAUGAACAUCAAACUGGGGCUCAACCAAGUGAGUUUGUAAAGGAUGCAACUGAUUUUGUAGAAAGUUUAAUUACAAGUUUUCCAUUGAUAUCAUCAUCAUCAUCAACCGAUGGCAAUCAUUGUGAAAUAUUCUCUGAGCACAAAUUAGAUUCAGCACAUAUGGAAAAAACAUUGAUUUUAUUAUCAAGUAUUGUUAGUUAUAUUGCAUCUUGGUGUAAAUAUCUUUGUGGAUAUAAAUUGAAAGAUACUAGUGAAAUCAAAAGAAUUUGGGAAAAAUUAAGGCUAUUUUGUUUUACUUCCACCAAUAUUAACAAAUACUUGAAUCAAAAAUUAAAAUUUUCCAUAAAAGAAUUUCAAAAUAUAACAACAUCUGAUAAAGAUGAUAAACAUGAUAAAUGGCAAAUAUCUAAUUUACCAGGAAUUUAUUAUCCAACAACUUUUGACUAUUCCACAAAAUUAUUAAAAAUAUCAAUAUUUCUAGAUUUAUAUUUAUCUUUUGUGUCUUUAAUAAAUUAUUCUACUAGAUUAUUUAAAGAAGACAAAGGGGAUUUCACAAAUGUUGCAUUACAUAGAAUGAAUACAUAUUUACAAUAUGAAUGGUCAUGUAGUAUUGAUUUUCUUUUGGAUUGUCCUCAAAACACAGUAGCAAGUAAUCUUAAAUAUCAACAUUCAAUCAAAUCAUUACAGGUGAAAUUAAUUCUUAUUGCUGAUAUUUUACCUGGUGAUGAAGUGUUGGCAUUGGAUACUCAUAGAAAAAUAAUGGAAGUAAUUAUUAAGAAUUCAAGUGAUUCAGGUGAAACUGGAAAGAUUGUAAAAUUUCUUGACUCAUUUUAUAGGGAUAGAAUUAUUUCCAAGCUUUUAAAGAAAAACAAAGAAUUUCAAAAAGAUGGUGAUGAACAAGAAGAGAGUUUAUUAAUUGAUGUUAUUAACGAAAAGGGUAGUUUGCCAUUGUUACAAUCAUAUUUGUUUUCACCAAUUGAUAUACUUUAUUUCAAAAGUUCAGAUUUGGUACUAGAUCAAGAAGUCAAAAAUGAGAUUGUGAAAGGUUGCUUGAAACUCAUAUGUCAAAUAAGGGAUAUCUUUAGCGGCAACAGUUUACCAAUAAAGAAUUAUAUAAUUGAGCCACAUUUUUUAGCAUUAUCAUUGAUGAAAAUAUUUUUAUUAGAGGAUGAAAUAUACAGAGAUCCAAGUGUUGAGGUUUUAAUAGAAGAAUUGCUUGAGAAAUUUACCCUGAAAAAAAGAAUUGAAAAUAUUAGUAAUGAUGAUAUUGGUAGCAGUGGCAGUAGCAGUAAUGAUAGUAAUUUAUUAACUACAUUUUAUCAAACACUAGAACAAAUAGAAAUCAAAUCAUUAUUAAAAUCAACAUUUUAUCAAUUCUAUCAAGAUUUUAUAGAUAAUUAUGUAUCAGAAUCAUUUGGAAACAAAUAUUAUACACAACUUUUACUUUUACCAAUUUCAUCUAAAUAUUCCACCAAUUUCAAAUUAUUAUUUUGGAAUAAAAAUGAACUAUUGGAAAUAUUUAGUCAACCACUAAAGAUCAAAUAUGAUGAAUUAGUGUGUAUUGGUGAUGGUGAUUUUAUUAAAUGUUUUUUAUCAUUUUUUUAUCCCAUUGAAGAAAAUUUAGUUAUUAUGACUGCAUUUGUAAAGGCUUUGAUUUAUAUUGGAGCCAAAAAAAAAGAUUAUUGUAACUCAUCAAUUUUGUAUUGGAUGAUUAUUCAUCAUUUGAAUGGGUCAAUAUUUGAACAAAAUGUUAUCAUCAAUAAUAAUGAUGAAGAUCAAGGUGGAGUAAAUAUAGAAAUAAUAAAAGAUUGGAUCAAUUAUAGUUCAAAAGAUUUUUUUUCAAUUAAGGAUUCAAUUGGAAAAAAACCAAAUUAUUAUAAAAUAUCACCUUUAAAUUUUUUUAAUCAAACAACUAAUGAGGAAGCAAAUAAAAGAAUAGAAUUGUUAAAAUUGGUUGGAGUUAUCAAUGAAGAAUUUUAUAAACAGUUAUUAUAUUAA
This is a messenger RNA of Entrophospora candida, 4025 nucleotides long. NCBI's taxonomy places the organism in Eukaryota, Fungi, Glomeromycota, Glomeromycetes, Entrophosporales, Entrophosporaceae. The record is from the annotation of a GenBank genome assembly.